AUGGAAAAACGCAGCAAGGAAAAUAUUCUCCGGGUGGGUCUCGGUCCCGAUGGGGCCGGGGAAUCCCAUACGUCACCUUCGGGUGACGGGCGGUCCGUGUAUACGGAGGGGCCACUUUCUGCGAGGAGGGAGGAGGAGAAGGAGGAGAAGAGGAAAAAGGCGCGCGAUAAGAAGCGCGCGGAUCCCAAGCCGGUGCACCUUACCGCACCGGCCAGGGAUCCCAUAACUGACGAGGACACAGACUUCUCUGUGCCGCAGCCCGAUGCGGUGCGCCGGCUCAGAGUUCUCAUUGAUAAGAAGAUAGCAAGGGGCGAUACGGACGGCAUAAGGCAGAAAUACUUGGAUUUCACCUUAGGCCGUCCGGUUCGCGACCGCUCCACCGAUUGUGACAGCGAGGUCUCCUACUCGGCGUCCGGCAGCAAUAUGUCGCUGGACUCCGGGGAGCUGCCCGCACCCGGACGUACGACUCCUCUCAAGAGGAGAGUUGCCGAUGAUGACGAAGUGGCACCGUCCACCAGCAAGGCGACGGUGCCGGCACCCAAACGAGGACGUGGCCGGCCACCAACAACUGGCCAGUACGUCGGCUACGCUAAGGCGCAGGCCGAGUACAACAGGCAGAAGGAGGAGGCCCUCAGGCUACAAGCCGAAGAAGAGGUCGCCGAAACAGCGCGAAGGGCUAGGAGGACGUGGAGGGACGCCAGCUCCGCCCUCGCCGUGCUCCCCGCUUCAUCUCCUGCGCGAGAAGAGGCGUUGGAGAAGACGGGCGCUGACAUGGCCAAGACGGUGAAGGAGGCGUUGGAGACCAUUGAGAUGAUCGCCAAGAAGUCCGCAAACCUUAAGGGUACUUUUCAAAAAUACCUUAAGGAGUCGGUGACGACCAUCGCAAUGGUCUUCGACGAGAUGAGAAGUCGGUCCUCAUCAGAGGAGAUACAAAGGCUCGAGGCCCAGAACGCGCGUCUCGAAAAGCAAGUGGCGAACUUACGCCAGGAGCUGGACGAGAUGCGCAAACGGAGCUCGCCGCCUGCAGGAGAAGAUCACUUGCGUGAGCUAUUGGCCGAGGUCUCCCGUGCGAACGUGGAGACCUUCGGCAAUAUGCUCAACGCCAGGCUCGCCGGACUCGAGGACCGUCUCCUGCCGGAGCCGAGGCGGAGGCCACCGCUUGCGUCGGACAGGGAUCGGGAUGAAGACAUCCUACCCGUCCCCGCAAGCGUCGAUGUGCCCAUGGAAGGAGAAGCGCCGGGGCCCCCUCUGCCAAAGGCGAAAGGGAAACCGGCCAAGGCAAAGAAGGCUCAGCCGCCUGUCGCUGCAGCGGCCCCGCAAGAGGCCCCUGCCACAUCGACGGCGCCUAAGGGCAAAAAGGCCCGUAAAAGGAAGAAGCGGCCAUCAAUGGCCGCUCAGGAGGCGGCAAAGGGGGGGCAGAACACCAACGCCCCUCCCGCCGAGGCCCCGUGGACCACCGUCGGUCCGCGCAGGCCCAAGGAGAAGAAAGGGGCGGCUACUCCAUCUAAAGCCGCCCCUAGGAAGAAGAAGAAGGCCAAGCUCCGUGCCCCCAACACCGCGGCAAUCACCGUCACACUGAAGGCGAGUGCUGCGGAGAAGGGGGUCACGUACAAGGACGUGCUGCUGAAGGCGAAGGACGCGGUCGGUGGGGCAGUGCAGGAACUCGGCAUCAACAGAGUCGGGUUUCGCUUCCGGCAGGCACAGACCGGCGCUCGCGUUCUCACCAUCCCUGGCGAGGGCGCACAAGAGAAGGCGGAUGUACUGGCCGCAAAAAUGCGGGAGGUGUUGGAUCCGGAGGUGGUCAAGAUCGGCCGCCCGGCGAAAUGCGUAGAGAUGCGCAUCGCCGGGCUGGACGACUCGGCAACGACCGCCGACGUCAUCGAGGCGGUCGUCAGAGAAGGGGGAUGCCCGACAACUUCAAUUAGGUCGGGCCCCAUAACGAAAGGAAGGUGGGGCGACGGCUCGCUUUGGCUGAGCGUCCCCGUCGCGGCAGCCAAAAAGCUGCUCAGCUUGGGGCGGCUGCGAGUGGGCUGGGUCUCGGCGAAGGUGACACUGCUGGCCGCGAGGCCUAAGCGGUGUUACCGAUGCCUUGACACCGGCCACCUGGCGACGACAUGCCAGUGCCCGGUGGACCGCAGCCGGAACUGCUUCCGCUGUGGGAAGCCGGGGCACAAGGCCGCCGAGUGCCGGGAGAAGCAACCCAACUGCUUCUUCUGCGAGGCACUCGGCAAGGAGAAAGACCACGUGCUGGGUAGCAGCGGCUGCAUCACAGUAAAGAAGCCGCUCCCCAGCACCAAGCGCCGGAAGAGACGAGGAGCUCCCUCCGAUAAGGCUCGGCCGAAAGAGCCUGGAGCCGGCGACGCUGGGGUUAGUCAGCCCCAGCCCGCCAUGGAGGUGGAGCCAUAA
Molecule: messenger RNA, 2406 nt
Organism: Aricia agestis (brown argus)
Lineage: Eukaryota; Metazoa; Arthropoda; Insecta; Lepidoptera; Lycaenidae
Product: actin cytoskeleton-regulatory complex protein pan1-like
Exons: 2
Coding region: 1-2406 (801 amino acids)
Molecular function (GO): zinc ion binding; nucleic acid binding
Source: RefSeq, a predicted model, not a curated record